Messenger RNA from Elgaria multicarinata webbii, 1391 nucleotides. It is a transcript of the gene PTMS, whose product is annotated as parathymosin. Bases 86 to 469 code for a protein of 127 amino acids. The transcript is spliced from 5 exons. NCBI's taxonomy places the organism in Eukaryota, Metazoa, Chordata, Lepidosauria, Squamata, Anguidae. The record is from RefSeq and is a predicted model, not a curated record.
UGCCCCUGGUCCCUCUCCGCCGAGCGCCGGCCCCCGCCCCCGCUGCACGCGCCCUCUCUUUGUUCCUUCUCCCGCCGCCCCCAGGAUGUCGAAGAAGCCCGAGAAGGAGGCUCCGGUAGAGGUCGGGGCCAAGGUGAGAAGGUCAGACCGAGAAGACCCCGGGGCAAGCCCGCUGCCGCCACAGGAGCGCCGGGCGGACUUGAAAGAAAAGAAGGAGAAACAUGAGGAGAAGUCUGUCCACAAAGAAAAGAAAGAGAUAAUAGAGGAUGAUGAAAAUGGAGCCGAGGAGGAGGAGGAUGACGAAGAUGCAAAUCCUGAGGAAGAUGAUGAAGACGAUGAAGAAGAUGAAGAUGAUGAGAAUGAACAGGAACCAGACUCACAUGCCGUAAAACGAUCUGCAGAGAAGAAGCAGGAAGAGGAUGAAGUGGACCCAAAGAGAAAGAAAACAGAAAAUGGCUCUUCAGCUUGAUUUCUUCCCCUUCACCCCCACCUUGUUUGCUACCGUCCCUUUGUCCUCAUACCUUCAUUCCUCCAUCAGUACAAGCACCUGUUUCAGUGCUACCAGCUGCAGAUGAGGAAGAGAAGGAGUUAAAUGUGCUUUCUGGCAAAAGCAGAGGAAGCUGAAGAAAGCUUUCCUCCAGCCCCCAAAUCUGUUCCAUAUUACAGUGCUCCCUGUGGUUUCAUAAGUCCCAAACUGCUGAUUCUCCUUCCACCCUCCAUUUUAAAUAACCCCAAUACCUAGAAACAUUGCUUCCUCCUUCCUGUUCUCAAGCACCCUCUUGCACUUGCUGCCUGAGAUCUUCACAUGCCUCUGCUUUCAGCACCUCUUCUGCCCUAGACAAGCUUCCCCCCCUUUUCCCCUUCUUUCUUCAACUCUUUACAGAAUUCCACAAAAGUGGAAAAUUUAUGGUGCUGAAAGGGUUAAAUCAAAUCUGGGGUACAGGAAGUUGAGGGGCACGGAAUCUUACAGUGAUGUGUUCCUGUCCUGUGCCUUCUUCCUUUCCAUAGCUGGGAAAAGGCAAAAAUAUAUAUUAAAAAUGCAGUGACGUGUUUAAAUAAAAUUGACAGUUUUUAAUUGAUAACAUUUUGUACAAAUUUACAUGGCAGCAAGCUGGAUCUGGUAAACUUCUUUUCUUCCAGAAGACACAGCUUGUUUUUAAUGUGUACUAUGUGAUCCAGUGUGUUCUCCCCAUUUGGGUGUGCGUGUGUGUGUUUCUUAAUUAGGGACCAAAUUUUGAUUUCUCCCUUGUUCCCUUCAGGUUCUUUGGUUGUUUUCCUUUGUAAAUUAAAGCAGACCCAUCUGCAGUAUUUUCUAUGGCACAAACAUUAUGAGGAUGAGAAAUAUAAAUUAUAUAUUGUUUAGCACUGUAAAUAAAAACCUUUCAAAAAGA